Molecule: messenger RNA, 1694 nt
Organism: Clarias gariepinus (North African catfish)
Lineage: Eukaryota; Metazoa; Chordata; Actinopteri; Siluriformes; Clariidae
Product: zinc finger protein 792-like
Exons: 2
Coding region: 69-1004 (311 amino acids)
Biological process (GO): regulation of transcription by RNA polymerase II
Molecular function (GO): DNA-binding transcription factor activity; RNA polymerase II cis-regulatory region sequence-specific DNA binding
Source: RefSeq, a predicted model, not a curated record
UGUAUAUUUGAGAGCUGUGUGUUUUUUUUUUUUUUGCCGAAAAUAAACAAACAAACAAAUAAACAAACAUGGCGAAGUUUGAGUAUUUACAUGCGUUUUUUACCGAGCGUCUGUUAGCGGUUGCGGGAGAAUUAUUUCAGGUAGUUACAGACAUUAUCACUGAGUAUCAAGAGGAAACAGACCGGACCAGACAGGAAAACGUCUUUCUGAGGAAAAUGCUAACAGCAGAGCGGCUGUCUAACGGACGAGAUGAUUCGACUAAUCAUGCAGUUCCCCAGGAGCUCCCAAACAUCUCUCAUGGACCACUGGAUUCAAGUUCGUCAGUAAUGCAAGUAAAAGUUGAGUUGUCUACAACAAAACAUGACCCGGUGCCUCCGGACUCAAUGAGUGAGCCUUCGAUUGCGACUUCACCGCACCAUUUCUCAGGGAAGACUACUCAUGAGCAAUUAGAUGAUGAUUGCCUUCAAAACAACUCAGAGGUCAAGAUCAAAUUAGAGCCAAGGGAUUCACAGAUCAUCAUAUCUGAUGACUCAAACCCUGCCACGCAAACUGAAAGCAUAACUGACUAUAAUCUGAUGGGUUUAAGAGACGAUCAAGACGAUCCCGAUCCUUCUACGCAUGAAGCACUGCAUGGCGAGAUAACUGAUAAAAUAGUUUACUGCCAAUAUUGUGGAAAGCCUUUCGGAAACCGCGGACAGCUGAAAAGGCAUUUGGUCGUGCAUCAGAAAGACAGACCAAGGCCGUAUCGCUGUGACUUGUGCGGAAAGAGCUACUCCUAUGCACAAGUGCUUGAGGUCCACCGUAGGACUCAUACAGGGGAAAGGCCGUAUCACUGUAAAUUUUGCGGUAGGCGUUUUAAUCAGAAAGGUCACUUAAAGGAGCAUGAAAGAAUUCACACUGGCGAGAAACCUUUCGGCUGCCCGAUUUGUGGGAAACGAUUUAUUCAGUCUAGUCAAGUUAGAAAACACGUCAGUUAUCACCAUCCUCCAGUACAACUAUCAUAAAAGCAAUAAGGUAGCAAAUUAAGGGUUACUGUAUUAAACUGUUUUAUGCUGUGUUCAAGCGACAAGGCCUGUAAGUAAAGCCUUCAUAAGCAAAGGAAAAAACAAAACCUUGGAUUAGCUGAAAGUAUACCAGGUUCACCAUUUUCACCUUUAUUGAGUGACCUAGGCUGUUGACUUUUUCUUAGUGUGUCUACGUAGUGGUCAAGGUUUUAUAUGUGAGAUGUUUUAUUAUUUAUUUAUAUUUUAUUUAAAUUAAUUAGCCAUAAAAAGAAAGAUUUCCAUAUAUCACAUUCUUAGUGCAUUUGAUGUCUUCUUACAAUACAAGAAUUCAGAUUAGAGACAUCAGCUUAUAAGAAAAUAAAGGUUAUACUUCCAGCCUGUUAGAAUUGCUUUAAACAAGUUUACCUCUGUCAUGUCCAUCGUGCCUUUGCUCUUUGUAUAUGAAAUUUAAUGAAAGGCUUUUUGCUUGUAGUAAUGGUUUAUCUUGAAUCAUUUAAGAUGACAACAAAUGUCUUAGAUUGUGUACUCGUUUUAUUUGUGCGUCAUUCUAAUUACGGGUGAAAAUCAUAAGCCCUGUCUACAUGUAAAAAAUUAUAAUUUUGAGGUGGGGGAUAUUUGUAUACAUGGACAUGGAUUAAUUUGGACACUGGAUGGGAGUAAGGAUAUAAAAUACAAAGUUGUCAAAACUAA